Messenger RNA from Poecilia latipinna (sailfin molly), 4077 nucleotides. Its product is annotated as leucine-rich repeat and fibronectin type III domain-containing protein 1-like protein. NCBI's taxonomy places the organism in Eukaryota, Metazoa, Chordata, Actinopteri, Cyprinodontiformes, Poeciliidae. The record is from RefSeq and is a predicted model, not a curated record. Bases 140 to 2221 code for a protein of 693 amino acids. Gene Ontology annotation, molecular function: protein binding. The transcript has 11 exons.
AGGGCUUUGGAUCCAUUUCCCUCGGUCCCUCCUCUUUUCUGUCCAUCUACCUGUCACUGUGACUGCAAUUUAUCUUCAUGUUGAGUCCUAAUCUAACACACCAUAUCAGAUAGAGUUGCCCUGUUUCCUGGGGAGGAUAAUGGAACGGCUGUGGUUCUCUUUUCUGUUGCUGGCAGCAGCAUGCAGAGGACAGUCGUGUCCAAAACGCUGCAUGUGCCAGAGCCUCUCUCCAUCACUCGCCAUCCUCUGCUCCAAAACAGGCCUGCUCUUUGUUCCCACUGCCAUCGAUCGACGCACAGUGGAGCUACGUCUUCAAGAAAACUUCAUCACAGCGGUCCGAAGAAAAGACUUUGCCAACAUGACCAGCUUGUUACAUCUGACGCUGUCCAGAAACACCAUAAGUCAGAUUCUUCCUUCAGCAUUCAGCGAUCUGCGGCGACUGAGAGCGCUCCAUCUGGACUCCAACAGGUUAACUGUGAUAAAGGACGACCAUUUCAAAGGUCUCACCAACCUUCGCCAUCUGAUACUGUCCAAUAACCAGCUCCACUCCAUAUCUCCUCACGCCUUUGAUGACUUUGUGACUACUCUCGAAGACCUAGACCUCAGUUACAACAACCUUGACCAGGUGCCGUGGGACACGAUUGGGCGUCUCACCAAUGUCAAUACCCUGAACAUGGAUCAUAACCUCAUAGAGAAUGUUCCCCAGGGAGUUUUUACCAAUCUACACAAACUGGCCAGGCUGGACAUGACUUCUAACAAGCUGAAGAAGAUUCCCCCAGAUCCGUUGUUCCUGAGAAUCCCAGUAUAUGCCAAGUCUAAAGGCUCCCCGCUCUCUUCUCUCGUGUUGAGUUUUGGUGGAAACCCACUUCAUUGCAACUGUGAGCUUUUGUGGUUAAGGAGACUGACCAGAGAAGAUGACCUCGAGACGUGUGCCUCCCCUUCAGAUCUCAGCGCCAAAUACUUUUGGACAAUACCGGAAGAGGAAUUUAUUUGUGAUCCACCAGUUUUGACUCGAAAGUCGCCUCAUACUGUCGCUAUGGAAGGCCAGCCUGCAAGUCUAAAAUGUAAAGCAAAUGGAGACCCAGAGCCUGAGGUCCACUGGAUCAGCCCGGAAGGCCGACUUAUAUCCAAUGGCUCCAGAACUUUAGUUUUCCCCAAUGGAAGCCUGGAAAUCAACGUCACGUCCCUGAAGGAUUCAGGAAACUUCACGUGCAUCGCCUCAAACGCUGCAGGCGAAUCCACAGGACGGGUGGAGUUAGUCGUCACAGCAGUGCCUCAUCUUGCAAACAGCACGAGCCGCAGCCGAGAUCCUUCUUCUGAGCCGGCGCCCUCCGACAUCCUGACCUCCUCCAAAGUCGCAAUGCUUAACAACGAAACAAGAGGGGCUGACAGGAGGGUAUCAUUGGUGGAGCUCACAGGAAACUCUGCCCUCAUUAGAUGGAGCAGCCAAACUCCUACAUCCGGAGUGAGGAUGUUCCAGGUCCAGUACAACAGCUCCGGCGAUGACACGUUGGUUUACAGGAUGAUUCCGUCCACCACCAAUGAUUUUCUUGUCCGGGACCUUGCUGCAGGACGCAGCUACGAUCUCUGUGUCCUGGCUGUGUUUGAUGACGUCAUCACAUCGCUGACUGCAACGCGACCUUUGGGCUGCCUCUCAUUCACUACAGACACUGAGUUCAGUCAGUGUCAAGCACUUCAUAGCCACUUCUUGGGUGGCACUAUGAUCAUCAUCAUUGGAGGAAUUAUAGUUGCGUCUGUGCUGGUUUUCAUCAUUAUUUUAAUGAUCCGAUACAAGGUUUACAGUCAUCAAGGCACUGGCCAUGGGAAAGCAACCAUUGCAGGGACAGCGCCAAGGCCACAGAGCAACGGACAAGGAGGCAGCCAGGUUCAAGUCCUUCCUCACUCUGCCUCAAAGAUGACAGACAGUCAGGACGAACAGGUGCUGCUGCCAUCUAGGGCUAUGUCACCUAGCAACACUACGAAAGACACUGUGGCAUUGGUCGAGGAGGAGAGAAGCGAACUGUGCGUCAUGGCAAAGACGGACUCCUUGGCUAAUGAGGAGUUGCUCUCCCCAACCAAGGCCCGCUUCUCUUCCAGGGUUUCCGUUGAGAUGAAAAUCAGACCACCAUCUGUCACCAAAGAUCCCUCAUCUCCCAUGGAACUAGCAGUAGCAGAUGGCAGAAGGCCUCACAGUGUCGAAUGGAGAAACUUUAAGAUCUGAAAGGUCUCUUGACCUCGGGAAGAUAAGGCGCCAACAUGACCCUCAAAGAAACCCUGAAGUUGCUCUUCUGGCAGAUGUGGGAAAACAAACAUCACCAGACAGAAGAAGGUGGUGAAAACUCUCAAGACGAAAAGGCCCUGAAAGCCCAUCUCCCUGCAUCUCCUGUUUCCUGCAUCCAUUUCUUUCUUUCUAUGAAUAUCAUGGUGUUAGAGACCUUUACAGUCCGACUUGCUUUCAAGUGCUUUUACUAGUUAUCGCAUCUGGAUUGGACUACCGGUCAAGGCGUGGUGAUGGUGGGAUCAUCAGAAUUACUUGUACUCUAAGGGCAUUUUUCGAUCGGUAUCGGCGGGGAAAAGUGGAACGCUGAGGGGGGAAAAAAAUCAGCUGAAAAACAACACCGGCCUAUGACAAUUUUUAACAAUAAAGUGGAUAGUAAAUGUGAAGUAACAACCACUAUGAGGAGCAGCAUCAGUACAGACUGAGUGGAUGGUACAAAUACACAGAAAAUAAAUUCAUCAUCAUUAAACAGAACAUGGAUUUAAUGGUAAUCACACACUGGCAGGCUGUACAUUUCAAGUCUGAUGUUUUAUACAAACACACCCUAACCUGACGCACAUGGGACAUAUGCAGAUGAUGACUCUGUGAGGCUCCAUUUUAUUAAUCGAUACUGAAUAACACAGUUCUGUUAAAUGUUGAUAAACUAAGCUGUUCCACUGGCUGCUGAGCUGGAAGUGGAUCUGCACCGUGACUGGGCCACGCCAUCUCCUAAUUAGAAUCCAACCUCUGGAAACGACAAAGUAGGCAGAAAACACAAACUGAUCAAGACUCCUGUGGAGGAAACGGGACAAAUCUGAACACACUGGAGCCAACUCUGGAAAUCUAUGUUGAAUCAAUAAGGGAUGAUCUGUGCUAGACUGCACAGUUCUGUGUGUUACUGCUCAAGUCCUGUAUGCAUCGUUUAUCACUGGACGGGGUAAAGACCUUAAGGACUGUGAUCGACUUCUCUCACAUCUCUUCAGAAGCCUCUAAGCAGAUCCAGUCCUCGGAUAGAAAGCCACUUGCUGAGAGCCAAGAAUUACAGAUGAAGGAUUCGGAAAUAAUCUUAAGUAGCAGGGUACCAGAGCACAUCGGUCAUUAUUGACAUCAUAUAUCACUUUAUCAUAGUGUCCUUCACUACAUGUCACAAAAUGGUUUAACGUGAAGAAAAAAAAAUGCAGUAUGACCAUAAAGUACUCUACAAGCUGUGUUAUUAACAUCGUGACUGCUGUCAUUCAGGCACAAUUUGUCUUCAUUAUCACAACAGGGUACUUUUAUGUGCACAUGACACUGGUGAUGACUACACACAUCUCAGUUUUAUUUUUACUCAACAACUUCACCUCUGAAUAUGUAUUGCUGUAAACCAAUAAUCAGUAUUUUCCAGGUUUCUCUGUAAGAGUUUCUCCCUAAUUUACGAUAGUUUUACAAGACGAAAUGAGAUUAUUGGCCGAAUCAGAUAUAUACUAACCUUGUGUGUGCACCUAUUUGAACUAGUUUUUGUUUCACAGUGUCGCCAUAUAUUUGGCCAUGUUGGUGUUUGCACAGUUCCCUGCUGAUAUAGUUACAAGUGGUAGACCAGGAUCUGGGUGGAGAACCAUAAAAGACCCACACUAGAACAUGCACACCACAACAAAGAAGGAAAAACAAAAAAAACAUAAAUUCCUAGUCCUCACUUCUCCCCUCAUGUGUUCCUCUCACUUUUCUGGGGGAGGGGGGCUUUAUAUUUUCUAUGUGUACAUAAAGCAAUUCAAAAUCUAUAGUUUUGUACAUGUAAUUUUUAUGGUGUGUGGAUAUUUUCUAAUAAAAGGAAACAAAAUGAA